GAGCGAGGAGCGCGCGUUUCCGCCGGGCGGGGGGAGCGAUGUGGCGGGGGCCGUGCCCGGUCGCCUAGACGGUCCGACCCGGGCGGGGGGCGUGUGCGCCCGGCGCACCUGCGAGACUUGCAGCGCCGCGGGCCGGCACGUGUGGGAGUGUAGCCACGUCUGCCGCGUCCCGCUCUUCUUGCUGCCUCGGGGAAGGGACGGGGGGCGGGCGAGCGCCGCGGCCCGGCUAGCGGGGAGGGGGCGGCGGCGGCCAUGGAGCGCGUGAACGACGCAUCCUGCGGCCCGUCGGGCUGCUACACCUACCAGGUGAGCCGGCACAGCACGGAGAUGCUGCACAACCUGAACCAGCAGCGCAAGAACGGCGGGCGCUUCUGCGACGUGCUCCUGCGGGUGGGCGACGAGAGCUUCCCCGCGCACCGCGCCGUGCUGGCCGCCUGCAGCGAGUACUUCGAGUCGGUGUUCAGCGCGCAGCUGGGCGACGGCGGGGCGGCCGACGGGGGCGCCGCCGACGUGGGGGGCGCCGCGGCCGCCUCGGGCGGCGGGGCCGGGGGCAGCCGCGAGCUGGAGAUGCACACCAUCAGCUCCAAGGUGUUCGGGGACAUCCUCGACUUCGCCUACACCUCGCGCAUCGUGGUCCGCCUGGAGAGCUUCCCCGAGCUCAUGACGGCCGCCAAGUUCCUGCUGAUGCGGUCGGUCAUCGAGAUCUGCCAGGAGGUCAUCAAGCAGUCCAACGUCCAGAUCCUGGUGCCCCCGGCCCGGGCUGACAUCAUGCUCUUCCGGCCGCCCGGCACCUCGGACCUGGGCUUCCCUCUGGACAUGACCAACGGGGCCGCGCUGGCCGCCAACAGCAACGGCAUCGCGGGCAGCAUGCAGCCGGAGGAGGACGCGGCGCGGGCCGCCGGGGCGGCCAUCGCCGGCCAGGCCUCCCUGCCCGUGUUGCCCGGAGUGGACCGCUUGCCCAUGGUGGCCGGACCCCUGUCCCCGCAGCUGCUGACCUCCCCCUUCCCCAACGUGGCCUCCAGCGCGCCUCCGCUGGCCAGCAAGCGGGGCCGCGGCCGCCCCAGGAAGGCCAACCUGCUGGACUCCAUGUUCGGGUCCCCGGGGGGCCUGCGGGAGGCCGGCAUCCUCCCCUGCGGCCUGUGCGGGAAGGUGUUCACCGACGCCAACCGGCUCCGGCAGCACGAGGCCCAGCACGGGGUGACCAGCCUGCAGCUGGGCUACAUCGACCUGCCGCCGCCCCGGCUGGGCGAGAACGGGCUCCCGAUCGCCGAGGACCCCGACGGGCCCCGCAAGCGGAGCCGGACCCGGAAGCAGGUGGCCUGCGAGAUCUGCGGCAAGAUCUUCCGCGACGUGUACCACCUGAACCGGCACAAGCUGUCGCACUCGGGCGAGAAGCCCUACUCGUGCCCCGUGUGCGGGCUGCGCUUCAAGAGGAAAGACCGCAUGUCCUACCAUGUGCGCUCCCACGACGGCUCCGUGGGCAAGCCGUACAUCUGCCAGAGCUGCGGGAAGGGCUUCUCCAGGCCUGACCACUUGAACGGACACAUCAAGCAGGUGCACACUUCCGAGCGGCCUCACAAGUGUCAGACCUGCAAUGCAUCUUUUGCCACCCGAGACCGUCUGCGCUCCCACCUGGCCUGUCAUGAAGACAAGGUGCCCUGUCAGGUGUGUGGGAAGUACUUGCGGGCAGCAUACAUGGCAGACCACCUGAAGAAGCACAGUGAGGGGCCCAGCAACUUCUGCAGUAUCUGUAACCGAGGUUUCUCCUCUGCCUCCUACUUAAAGGUCCAUGUUAAAACCCACCACGGUGUUCCCCUUCCCCAGGUCUCCAGGCACCAGGAGCCCAUCCCGAAUGGGGGAGCAGCGUUCCACUGCGCCAGGACCUAUGGCAACAAAGAAGGCCAGAAAUGCUCACAUCAGGAUCCGAUUGAGAGCUCCGACUCCUACGGCGACCUCUCAGACGCCAGCGACUUGAAGACGCCCGAGAAGCAGAGCACCAAUGGCUCCUUCUCCUGUGACAUGGCUGUCCCUAAAACCAAAAUGGAGUCCGACGGGGAGAGGAAGUACCCUUGCCCCGAGUGUGGGAGCUUCUUCCGCUCCAAGUCCUACUUGAACAAACACAUCCAGAAGGUGCAUGUCCGGGCCCUCGGGGGCGCCCUGGGGGACCUGGGCCCUGCUCUCAGCUCACCUUUCUCUCCCCAGCAGAACAUGUCUCUCCUCGAGUCCUUUGGGUUUCAGAUUGUUCAGUCGGCGUUUGCGUCGUCUUUAGUCGAUCCCGAGGUCGACCAGCAGCCCAUGGGGCCUGAGGGAAAGUGAGGCAGAUGCUGCGUCCCCAUGGAAAUGGCCACUGGGGACUACUGAGAAAUGCUGUGAAUGCGGAGGGAAGUGAUGUCUUUGGGUUCUGUAGCUGAGAGAUUUUUAUUCGGUUGUUCUUUGUUUUGUUUUUGGUCUUUUUUUUUUAAACCCCCCUCUCCCCUCCCCUUCUCCCACUCCCUAUCCCCACAGCAGUCUUUAGAAAUAGAUUCUCAUAGGAGACUCCGCAGUACCAGCUGCGAGAUCCAGUAUGGGACAAGGGCAG
Sorex fumeus (smoky shrew) is the source of this 2578-nucleotide messenger RNA. It is a transcript of the gene PATZ1, whose product is annotated as POZ/BTB and AT hook containing zinc finger 1. NCBI's taxonomy places the organism in Eukaryota, Metazoa, Chordata, Mammalia, Eulipotyphla, Soricidae. The record is from RefSeq and is a predicted model, not a curated record. Gene Ontology annotation, biological process: regulation of cytokine production; regulation of immune system process; negative regulation of transcription by RNA polymerase II. Bases 253 to 2316 code for a protein of 687 amino acids. Gene Ontology annotation, cellular component: nucleus. The transcript is spliced from 5 exons. Gene Ontology annotation, molecular function: protein binding; DNA-binding transcription factor activity, RNA polymerase II-specific; RNA polymerase II cis-regulatory region sequence-specific DNA binding.